UUGAUCAUUCCAAUAUUGUCCUAAAUAUGUCAAGAGUCACGAAAUUUUUUCCAGUAAGUAGUUUUGUGCAACACACAACUAUGGUUUGAGCAAAUACACAAACUAUAUAUACGCCAUGGUCUGGAUGAUAUUAUCAUGGGAAUGACCAGUUAAUAUCUAGCCGGCGACAUCGACUGACUCAGAUACAUUGUCACAGAAAGUUUCCACUGCAUCCAUCACAAUCUGCGUCUCUCAGUGAGGGGGUAUUUAGGCAAUCUAAGCUAUCCAUAUUACGAAUAUCAAUUUGCAGCCACACAAGUCAUUUUCUUUGUUAUACCAGUCUACUCCACUUCGAUGCAAAUUGCACAUGUGGAAGGUCUAUGACGCAGCCUCGAUUAAUUCCUUGUCCUCGCUCCCAUAGUCGACUACAAAUAAAUACUCCAGAUCCAGAAGGAAGAAGCAGUAGCUGCAACUACUUUAGAAGGCCUUGCUGCUGGAAAGGCAGCUAAGCCAUGGAGGCGACUCCUCUCCUGUCGGCACACAAGAUGGGUGAAUUCAACCUGACGAACAGAGUUGUUCUAGCGCCACUGGGCCGGUGCAGGUCGUACGGGAGCCUUCCCCAGCCGCACAACGUUCUGUAUUACGAGCAGAGGGCGGCGCAGGGCGUCCUCCUCAUUGCGGAGGCCAACGCCGUGUCCGAGACCUCGCGGGGUUACCCACACAUGCCUGGCCUGUGGAGCCAGGAGCAGGUUGAGGCAUGGAAGCCAGUGGUUGACGUUGUGCACGCGAAAGGGGCCAUCUUCUUCUGCCAGAUAUGGCACCAUGGCCGUGUUUCGCCACCUGAGUUCCAACCUAAUGGGCAAGCUCCGAUCUCAAGCACGGAUAAGAAAGUCACACCUCAAGUUAUCCAUGAUGGCAGUAUCGUGGAGUUUGCGGCGCCUCGAAGUCUAAAAACAGUUGAAAUACCCGACAUUGUGAACGAAUUCCGCAUUGCCGCCAAAAACGCGAUAAAAGCCGGAUUUGACGGUGUGGAGAUCCACGCAGCCAACGGGUAUCUGAUUGACCAGUUCAUGAAGGAUGGCAUCAACGACCGCACCGACGAGUAUGGCGGCAGCCUGGAGAACCGCUGUCUCUUCGCUGCGGAGGUCAUUGUGGCCGUGGCUGCUGAGAUCGGUGCAGAUCGCCUCGGCGUGCGGCUCUCCCCAUUUGCCGACUACAUGGAUUGCGUCGACUCUGACCCAGAGGCGCUCGCGCUGCACAUGAUAUGCAUCAUGAACGGGAUCGGGAUCCUGUACUGCCACGUGGUCGAGCCUCGGAUGUGCGUUAACGAAAACGAUGGCAAAUUGAUGAUCCCACACCGCCUGCUACCAUUCAGAAAGGCGUUCAAGGGCACUUUCAUGGUGAAUGGAGGGUAUGACAGAGAAGAAGGGGACAAGGCCAUCGCCGACGGCUACGCCGACCUGGUCGCGUAUGGGCGGCUCUUCUUGGCAAACCCUGACCUGCCUGAGAGGUUCAGGAAGAACGCGUCUUUGAACAAGUAUGACAGGAGCACCUUUUACACCCCUGAUCCUGUUGUUGGCUACACAGAUUACCCUUUUCUUGAUGCUGAUGUUAAGGAAAUACUUGAGUGAAAAUUAUGUUCCGAUCACUCAAAUUUGUGGCCGUUUGAUUGGAGGGACUUAUCCUCACCAUCCGGAAAAUUUGAGUGAUACCAUCUUCCCAGUCA
Messenger RNA from Lolium rigidum, 1705 nucleotides. Its product is annotated as 12-oxophytodienoate reductase 1-like. The transcript has 4 exons. Gene Ontology annotation, molecular function: FMN binding; oxidoreductase activity. Bases 492 to 1610 code for a protein of 372 amino acids. Lineage: Eukaryota; Viridiplantae; Streptophyta; Magnoliopsida; Poales; Poaceae. The record is from RefSeq and is a predicted model, not a curated record.